This is a messenger RNA of Bursaphelenchus okinawaensis, 9023 nucleotides long. NCBI's taxonomy places the organism in Eukaryota, Metazoa, Nematoda, Chromadorea, Rhabditida, Aphelenchoididae. The record is from the annotation of a GenBank genome assembly.
AUGUCAAUAGAUACUCUAGUCCAGUCGGUUACUACAUAUCGACGUCGCUCUCCGUUGGGAUUCUUGUAUGGCGGACCGUUUGCCAUUUUCUACGCUAUUUGGGCGUACUACUGGGUGAACGUGUUGGGCUUCAACGACUACUACGAAUUAGGAUGUAUUGGCGUAGCUGUGAUAGCAAUCUUUCAAGUAUGUUUAUUGCUUUGUUUAUUUUAAAUUUAGGUUAAUAUGAAGGUGAAUUAGCAGAGUUAUGGACGAUAUUAACCUUGAUAUGAAGUUUGAUGAAACAAUUUUGGUUUUUUGGAAACAUAGUGCCUAAAACACGACGAGCUUUACUUCUUGGUACUAAAAGAGUUUGUUUCAGGUUUUGACAGUUUUAUUUUGUUAUUGGUUUGUGGAAGUCAACUGUUUAUUUACGUGUAAUUUUGUUUCUGAUCCAACUAAAGCAAUAUUAGCCAAAGUAGUGCCACAGCCUAACAAUGGAUGGACGGAAUUGGUGCCAAUUCAAAAAACAAAGGUAGUUAUAAAUACUUUCCAAACUUUUAAUCUUUGAAUUAAUAUUUUUUUUUAAUAAAGAAAGUUACUAAAAAAAGUCUCAUGGUUAAUAUCUUUUAGUUGACAAAUGGGGACGUGCAAACAUGGUUUCUUUUCCAAAAGAUAACUUAUUUUUACAAUGAAAAUAAAAAGGAGUUUGAAUCUAUAAAAUACGACACUUCACGGACAUUGAGCGAGUUUUAUGAACAUAAAGGCUUCGAAUCUGAUGAGCAAAUUCAGCAAAGUAAACUAAAAUACGGGAAUAAUGAGUAAGUUAAUUGUUUUUCAGAUGUUUUAUGUUUUUAGGUAUUUGGUUGUUAAAUAUGAAGUACAUUGUAUAAUAAAUGAUCAUCUAAACUGAUUUUUUUAGCAUGGAAAUGUCGAUUCCUCUGUUCAUGGACUUGUUUAUCGAAAGAGCUACUGCACCCUUCUUUGUGUUCCAGGUAACAUCAUUUUUUAAGCAGUACAGUGUAAUUUCUGUUACUUAUUGUCAAACAUUUGUCUUUCUUUAGUAUUUUUUACUUCAGAAAUUUUACAUUGUGUUGUUUUAGGCUCUACAGAGACUAUUUUAACAUAACAGUUAAAUUAUUGCUUUUCAGGUUUUCUGUGUUGGAUUAUGGUGCUUAGAAGACAUGUGGUACUAUUCACUGUUCACUCUAGUCAUGUUAAUGACAUUUGAAGCGAUGAUUGUUAAACAGCAGCUCAAAAACAUGCAAGACAUCAGGAAUAUGGGUAACAAACCAUACAUGAUUUAUGUGAGUUUUUUACCGUCGUACUACUUUUAGGUUUUCUACUGUUAUAUAAUCUGUUUGUGCAUAAUAUAACAUUAGUUUUGUUAAAAUACGUGAUUAAAUGUUUUUUUUAUUAAACAAAACAAAAAAGAAUUUUUUUGAAUUUUUAAUGUUUAGGCCUACCGCAAUCGCCGAUGGAACAGAGUAGCUUCAAACGAACUGGUCUUUGGUGAUAUCGUGUCAAUCAACCGGUCGAGUGAGGAAAAGUCGGUUCCAUGCGAUUUGCUAUUGAUUCGUGGUCAAUGUAUCGUUGACGAAUCAAUGUUGACUGGUGAAAGUGUACCACAAAUGAAAGAACCAAUUGAGGAAACUGACAGAAGAAAGGUGUUUGAUUUUGGAACAGAUGGAAAGCUGCAUGUGAUCUAUGGUGGUACUAAGGUUGUGCAACAUAAUCCACCAGGUAGGCUAAUAUCGUUUUAUUUUUGUUGUUGAUUUAGUUUUUGAGCGGAUUUUUUGUUAGGGGAAUGGUUAUAGGGUGUUGUUUAAUUGUUUUAAUUUUUAAAUUGCUUGUAUAAGCCGUUUUUGAUAAACGAAGGAGAAGUUAUAUUGUUUUAGGGCAUUGUAAGGUGUUUAUUGCCUUUGAUUAUAACUUUUUUCAUAUAAGGUAAAGUUACUUUGUUUUUUGAAAUUUUAAAUAAUUAAGGCUACACCUUUAUUUAAUGGCAUAAACGUUUUAGUCUAUACAUAAUUUUUCAGUCAAAAUUAAAAUUUAUAUUGUUAUAGGCAAGACAGACCCAGGCAUGAAAUCUCCAGACAACGGUUGCAUCUGCUACGUUCUUCGUACAGGCUUCAACACUUCACAAGGCCAGCUACUCAGAACCAUAUUAUUCGGGGUAAAACGGGUUACAGCGAACAAUCUCGAGACUUUUGCAUUUAUCUUAUUCUUGAUGAUCUUUGCUAUCGCCGCGGCAGCUUAUGUGUGGAUCAAAGGAACCGCGGAUCCAGAUAGAAACAAGUACAAGUUGUUCUUGGAAUGUUCAUUGAUUAUCACUAGUGUUAUUCCACCAGAGCUUCCGAUUGAACUGUCAUUGGCAGUCAACAAUUCGCUCAUUGCAUUGCAAAAAUUGGGUAAAUUUUAAUAUUUUCGAAGUUUUUUUUUGAAAUUUUGUGUAUUUAAAUAUAAGGAACGUUUAAUACAAGAUUAUUGAGCUUUUAAGAUGACUAUUAGUAUCAUAUUAAUUCAGAAUUUAGAACAGCAUUACCUGAAAACUUUAAAAUUUUUACUUACAAUAUAUUGUUAUAGGCGUCUUCUGCACAGAACCCUUUAGAAUUCCGUUUGCUGGCAAGAUUAACAUUUGUUGUUUUGACAAAACUGGAACAUUAACUACAGACAAUCUUGUGGUAGAAGGAAUUGCUAAAGGUACAGAUAAAAAUGGCAAGAUUGAUAUUGUAAAGAACCCGGCCGAUGUUGAUCAGAACUCGAUAAGAGUACUGGCUUCAUGUCAAAGUUUGGUCAGAUUUGACGAUGAAUUGGUUGGGGAUCCGAUGGAGAAGGCGUGUUUGAAUUGGAUCGACUGGAAUGUUAGUAGAAGUGAGUUUUUUUUGGCAAUUUCUAAUUUUUUAAUUAAAAAGAAUAUUUUAAAUCAUUUUUCAAAAUGUAGCUUUUAUUUUAUUAAAAAUUGAAAUUAUAGGUGAUUCUGUAAUCCCAAAGAAGUCAAAAAUGCUACCACUGAAGAUUGUGCAGCGUUAUCACUUUUCUAGUCAAAUGAAGAGGAUGACAGUCGUGGCUAGCUACAUUCCUCAAGGCAUGACUGAACCACAACAUUUGGCUGUACUCAAAGGUGCUCCAGAAGUAUUAAGAGCUAUGGUAGGGUUUUAUAAAACGAAAUUUUAGUAUUAGUAUAUUAAGUACAAUACGAUGGACGGUGCAUCACAGUGCGGUGUCAUAUUUUAUUAUAGUUGAUACUCAUGGUUAUGGUUACGUUUUUUUUUAAAAUUAAGUUUAACGGUAUUAAAAGUUGUCGUUUUAGUACAAGAACUUACCAGCUGAUUACGAUGAAACGUAUCAAGAGCUUGCUCAAGCCGGCAGUCGUGUACUAUCACUUGGUAUUCGAGAAAUGGGCGGUUUAUCACAUGCAGAGGUAAUAUUGAGGAUCUUUGGUUUUUUGUAGUAGGAUGUUCAAAUAAUUCUGUGCAUAUUUUAAAGAAUAUGUUGGGGAGGGGGGCACAUAAUUAUUUGAACAACUUAAUAUUUAAUGUUUUCUUUUGAUUACAUUGAUUAUUGUAGAUAAGAAACAACAAACGUGAGGACUACGAAAAGGACCUUGAAUUCGCCGGAUUUGUAGUCAUCUCGUGCCCAUUGAAGCCGGAUACAAAGGAAAUGAUCAAAGAAAUUGUGGAUUCUUCACAUUCAGUACGUUUUUUGCAAUUUUAAGCUUUUAAGGUAGUUCGAGUAAUUACGUGCUUCCUAAAUCCGAAAAUGUAAUUUCAGAGGGGGCGCAGAACUUUUUGAACAAUUUAAUAUAACUUUAUUUUUUGAGUUUUUUGGAUUUUUUAUUAUUUUAAAUUGAAAUAAUAAGUUGCAUUUUAAAAUAAAGUUUAAAAUAUUUUUCAGGUAAUAACUUAAAGUUUUUGAUUGUUUUUCAAUUUUUAGGUGACAAUGAUAACCGGGGACAACCCUCUAACAGCCUGCCAUGUUGCUGCUGUACUUCAUUUUACCAAAAAGUCGAAAAAAGUUUUAAUUUUGGACGAAUCGGAAAACGAUGAUCAUUGGUCAUGGAAAUCAGUUGAUGGCAAGACAAAACUGAAUGAUCUAGCACCAGAAACAAAGGCUGAAAUCAAACAAUUUGUAAAGGAAUACGAGUUUUGCCUAACCGGGCAUGGUUACGAUCAUUUGGUACGAGAAUAUCCUAAAUUUGUUGAUGUCAUACUACCACAUGUGAGGGUUUUUGCUAGAAUGUCACCAAAAAAAAAGGUAAGAUAAGAAGUUAGGUUUUAUAUUAUGAUAUUAGGUUGUUCAAAUAGUUCUUUGAUCUCUAACCUCGAAAAUUUGCUUUGAGGUGGGCAAAGAAUUAUUUGAACCACCUAAUAGUGUACCAUUUUUCUUUUGAUUAAAAUGAUGGUUUUAGCAAAUUAAUGCCAUUUUUUAAGAUAAUAUGUUUCAGGAACACGUAGUAAAUCGGCUGAAGCACUUAGGCUACACCACUUUGAUGUGUGGUGAUGGAACCAAUGACGUCGGAGCCUUAAAGCAUUCUCAUGUUGGUGUAGCACUUCUCUCUCAUCCAUAUGAUCCACAAAAGGAAGCUGAACUACAAGAGCAAAAGAAACAGAAAGUAAACCAAAUCAGAGAAGUGGCGGAGAACGUACGAAAAGUGAAUCCAAAUGAUUUGCCAAGCCGAUUAGGUGGACCAAAGAAGCCAGACGCUCAAGUAGACCAGAAGAAGAUGCCUAAUAAUCCACAUUUGGUGGUAAGUUUGGGAGUAUUGUGGUUAUGGUUAAUGCUUUGGCUAUUUUUGUUUACAACAGGGGAUGUCAUGUUUUUUUUUAUUAAAAUAUUUUUUUAUUUUUUUGAAAAAUUUGAAAUUUUUCUUUUUUUGAAAUUUAUGUAUGUAUGUCAAGUGAGGAAAAAUGUAGUGAUUUAAAAAAAACGGUUUGGGAAUGACAUUUUAUACCUAUUUUUAGAAGCUAGAACAGCUAAUGAAGGAAUUAGAAGAAGAAGAACGUCUACAGGUCAUUAAGCUUGGAGAUGCCUCAAUUGCCGCUCCAUUUACAUCGAAAUUUACUUCGAUUCAAUCAAGUAAGCGUUUAAUUAUAAUAUAAUCAAAUUUAUAGUGGAAAAAAUAAAAAUUCAAAAGCCAAUCAAAUAUAAAAAAUUUUUUGAAUUUGGUAAAGAAGUAGUAUUAUUAUUGUUUUUAUUACUAGACAAUGCAUUUUCAGUUUGCCAUGUAAUCAAGCAAGGUCGUUGCACAUUGGUCACAACUCUCCAAAUGUUCAAAAUCCUGGCCUUGAACGCUUUGAUCUCAGCUUACAGUCAAAGUGUCUUGUACUUGAAUGGAGUCAAGUUUUCGGAUUCACAAAUUACGGUACAAGGUCUGCUUUUGGCUUCCUGCUUCUUCUUUGUUUGUCGGUCUAACGUAAGUUUGCCGGGAGGUAACGUUUAUAAAGUUUUAUCUCUUUCUGGAUCAGGAAAAUGAUAAAUCAAGUUUUUUUAUGCGAAUUUUGAAAAAAUUUAAAAAUACACGGCCUAGUAGAGUUUGAUGGUUUAUUUUAUAGUAAAUUUUAAUAAACAUAACUUUUUUCAGCCCUUGAAAACUUUGUCAAAACAACGACCAAUCCCAAAUAUCUUCAAUGCCUACACUCUUCUAACAGUAACCCUACAAUUCGCUGUUCAUUUUGGAUUUUUGGUUGUGAUUUUUGAAAGAGUAUUGGAAAUUGAACCAAGGUAAGCUUGAAUAUGAGUACAGGGUUAUAUUUAUACGUUGUGGAAAUCUAGAUUUGUUUUUUGGAUAAAGUUGAAAUAAAUGACAUUUUUAAAGGUAGAUGAAUUUCGGGUUAAAUUUUGAGAGACAUACUGAUAAAAAGCUACUUUUUCAGAGGAGAAAAGAUCAAUUUGGAAGAGGAAUUUAAGCCAAAUUUGCUGAAUUCAGCCGUGUACAUCAUCUCAAUGUCACUACAGAUGUGCACGUUCGCUAUCAAUUACAGAGUAAGUUAUUUAGUUUUUAGAUUGCUUGGUUUAACCGUAAUGGUUAACUAAACUUUUAAAAGUGCUUUUAUAUGGUGUUGUUCAAAUAAUUCUGAGCUCCGUCUUAAACAAAAUUUUCUUAUUUAAGGGGCACAUAAUUAUUUGAACAAACUAAUGUUCUUUAAACUUUAAAUUUAGUUAAGAAACUAAAAUCAAUUUUUAGGGUCGACCAUUCAUGGAAAGCUUGACCGAAAACCGACCGCUUUUGUACUCGGUAAUUGGCUCUUUGACCGCCGUCUUUGCCCUAGCUUCGAACGCCGUACCAGAAUUUUCUCAAAAGUUUGAAAUUGUCGAAAUGCCAGAGGAAGUAAGUUGUAUUCAUAGGGUCUUUGAAACACAUUUACUGAUGGUUUAAAUACUAACAAUAGUAGUAAGGAAAAAUAAGGCAAUGUAGUAUAAUAUUUAAUUUACUAAAGGUAGUAAUUCAUUUACUCAAUAUAAAAUAUUAUUCUUUUGAAAACAAGGAAAUACAAAAGAUCACGAAAUCAAGAGAAUAGAAGAAGUAAAACAUGAAGUACAAUAAAUCAAUCAACUAAACUAUCAAAAACAACAAUAACUGAAUCACCAAACGAAAUUCAAAGACGACUAGACAAUAAUAACAUGACAAAACACAACUGAAUUUUAGUUUUUUAAAAAUUCUUGUUACACCAGUACCCUAAUGCUUAUAAUAGCUAAAACAGUAACAAGUUUACAUUAUUACAACAUUUCGUAUGUUUUAACGAUGUUUUUAAAGUUAACUUUACAGUUUUUACUCUUGGUUUAUUGUUAAAACGUCUGAGUGGGUCUUAAAAACCGAAUUUCGAAUUAAAGAACAUGAUAAAGUCAGUUUCAAUGUUUACAUUCGAAAAAUACCUGACAGUCUACGUUGUAAAAAACAAAAAAAAGGAGCUUGAGGUGUAACAAAUAAAUUAUAAGGAAAAGGAUUGUUAUAAUAAUAAACAGCAAGUUCCAAAGAUCACUAAACAUGAAUACUAUGAUAUUGUGAACUAAAUUUUGAAAUCUUUUGAAUAGGGCACAAAAGAUAUUUAUAAUAUACAGUAAAACUUCUUUAGUACGACUCUCUAGGAAGGGACACCCUGUUUAUAAUGACAGUUUUUGCCCGUGUUUUGUUAUAGAACCUCGUAUCAAAUAGUACCCGGGUAGUGUGACACACAGGUGAGAAUGGCAGCUUUGUACCAGGAUCUUGAGUGUAUACUAAAGAGGUUCAACGGUAUGAGAAAAAAAGUAUUUUAAAACCAUUGAGGAAGCUAUGGGUCCGUUUUUGAAACUGUAACACUGAAAUAAAGCUUCAUUGAAGAACGAAAAAACGAAUAUCUAACUAGGUUAUUUGGCAAAAGAUUACACAACUAUAUUUUUGGUUACAAUGUACUAUAAGAAUGUGAAAAAUUGGAAGUACAAGGAUGAGUAACAUGUUUUCCUCUGUUAAACAUUUGUCAACACUCCCCAAGAUUCUUAGAACAUGCACUUUACAUGUGGUUUUAACAACAAUCAAUUUGUUGUAACUUUGUCAUACAAUGCUUGGUUUGUCAUCCAGAUUUCUUUACACAAACCAUGAUUUUAGUUAACAAACAAAGAACUUUGGCAUGUCUUUUGAAAGCUUCAAUUUUAAUUUUAUUUAUCUUAUUCUUUUAAACUUUGAUUACAAGGAUAAGAUAAAGCUAAUUUGAAGUUAAAUUUGAAUUUUUUAAAGGCAUACUUAAAUUCUUUGUUUGAUAACUAAAGUCAUGUUUUUUAUAAAUAAAUUUGGAUGACAAACCAAGUAUUAUAUGACAAAGUUACAACCAAUUGAAAUGUUUUUGAACCCGCUAUGUAAAGUACAUGUUCUAAGAAUUUGAUGGAGUGCUAUCGAUGUUUAAUCGAAGUAAACAUGUUACUUGUCUUCCUACUUCCCGUUUCUUAUGUUCUUGUGGUAUUUUGUAAACAGAGGUAUGCUCAUGUUGUGUUUUGUUAAACGAACUUGUUAGAUAUUUGCUAUAAAUGGCAGGGAAUAGUUUUUACGUCUGAAUUAUUAGGUGGUUCAAAUGAUUUUGAACCUCCCUCAAAGAAAAAUUGUUGGGGGUAAGAGGCACAAAAUUAUUUAAUCAAACAAAUACGUACUUUUUUUAUAAUAAAAAAGUUGUAAUGCCAUUAAAGGUCAUCAAGAUGUUUAUCUUUUUUUAAUAUAAUAAUUACAGUGGCGGCAAGAAAAAAUGGGACACGAUGGUUUUAAGUAUAACUUUCUUGAAACUAAAAGAGUAAGGCUUAAAAUUUUUGUGAUUUUACAAUAUUCUUUUUGGCAACGAAAUUGCAAAAAAAAAUUUUUUUCUUAUUGGUACAAAAAAGUUACAGUAAUUCUACCGUACCUUGUACUUCCAAAGUAGUUGAAAAAAAUUUUUUUUAAAAAUCGGAGAUGUACGUUUUAUAGAGCACAAAAUGUUGUACAAGACCAGGAAGUUUUAAUAUUGUAUCUCCAAUGGUAAAAGAGUUACAGAUUUUUAAAAUUUAAAAAAACUUCCGGUUUUUCAAGCGGAAUCGAACUUUUUUGGUUUUUGAACAUUUUUAAAUGCCCUUACCUCAUUAACAAAAAACAAUUGAAAGAUAAAACUUUCUGAACUUGUACAACUUUUUAUGCUCUAUAAAACGUACAUCUUCAAUUUUUUUAAAAAAUUUUAUGCAAAUACUUUGGAAGUACAGGGUACGGUAGAUUUACUGUAACUCUUUUGAAUCAACAAGAAAAAACAUUUUUUUGCAAUUUCGUUGCCAAAAAGAAUAUUGUAAAAUCACAAAAAUUUUAAGCCUUACUCUUUUAGUUUCGAGAAAGUUAUACUUAAAACCGUCGUGUCCCAUUUUUUCUUGCCGCCACUGUAACAUUUAAAUUAAAAUUUAAUUUUCUAAAAAUUUUUUUUUUUAAUUUUUAAAUUUGAAAUUAAGUGCGUUUUUAGUUCCGGAACUUUAUGGUAAUGUGUGUUGCCGGAGACUUGAUACUGUCGUUCUCAAUCGACCGGAUCCUCAACUUUUUGAUUGGUGACCAACGAGCCUAG